Molecule: messenger RNA, 8302 nt
Organism: Cydia amplana
Lineage: Eukaryota; Metazoa; Arthropoda; Insecta; Lepidoptera; Tortricidae
Gene: Cda5
Product: mucin-2
Exons: 17
Coding region: 116-7441 (2441 amino acids)
Biological process (GO): carbohydrate metabolic process
Cellular component (GO): extracellular region
Molecular function (GO): hydrolase activity, acting on carbon-nitrogen (but not peptide) bonds; chitin binding
Source: RefSeq, a predicted model, not a curated record
GCCCCACCGGCGCGCGCGCCGCGUACCGUCACUCGCGCGCCGAGCCCGCGCGCCAUACCAUGCGUCGGUCGUGAAGUGCAGUGAAAAUUGUAUACAGUAAAGUUUAGUGAACAAAAUGAUGCUCCCCGCUGUUGUGUUUGUACUCGCUGUCGCUUCAGAAUGCCUAGCGGCCCAAUCAGAUCGCUCACGGCACGACAGCAGGCGCUCUGGACCAAUCAGAAGCGUUCCUGUCGCCGCUGACAUCAAACGGGAUGCCGACUUCGACUGCCCUGAAGAGUUCGGAUAUUACCCACACCCUAACGACUGCACUUUAUACUACGUAUGCGUAUUUGGCGGCGCUCUACUUGAGUCUUGCACUGGUGGCCUUAUGUACAGCCACGAGCUCCAAACAUGCGAUUGGCCGCGCAACGUUGGCUGCGACGCCACCGGCACCGGCGCAGCCCUGGUCUCCGACGACCUCGAACGCAUCAGCGAGCGGGAACGCGACCCCCCGCCCCCACCCCCGCCGCGCCGCAACCCGCCGCCGCCUCCUCGGGUGCAGCCCAACCCUAUCGUUACCUCUAGAGGACAACCCAAGUUCAACCGAGAUGAAUACGAAAAGCAACAAUUAUACGCUGAUGUUGAGGAUGAUCUACCACCAGUUGAAGAAAUCGAAAGCGACAGACAACAACGUGUUUAUCGAGGACAGCCAUCAACCAUUGGACAAGUGCAGAAAGACAGGGACGGUUAUGUUUCGCAAGUCGCCAGCACUGGAAGAAAUAUUAACAAUAAUAUUAUUCCUGCAUCUAUUUCACAAAACAAUGGUAAAAUAGGGUCCUUCUCUUUUGGCACACAAGUUGAAGAAAGAAGAACAGCUACCGCUACUCAAGCACCUCAGACCUAUCGUGAGGACACAAGUGACAACGUUACUGACUCUCUUCUUGACGAACAGUUAGACAUUGUAACGAACGAGAUAGACAGAAAUAACGUUAUUGAAAAACCUAUCAUAAGGAGUAAAAGAGAAGUUACCAACGACAGUUCUAACAGUAAUACAGAUAAAAUCUCCGAAAGGAGUGAUAGUGAUGAAAUAAUGGAAUAUAUAGAAAUGGAUCCAACAGAAGAGGAUGACGAAGAAGAUUUACAUGAAGAUAGUGAAAGAGGAAAAAGACAAAUUAGAUAUUAUUUAAAAAAUGGUUUUAAAACUGCAGUAAAAAGCUGGCCCAAUUCAAAACCUAUCAAAUUUAUCGAUUUACCUCCUCAUGUUAGUAACCAAAAUAUAAGGCACCAGUCAUCAUUAAACGGACUUCAUAAAAAUAAUUUGUAUGAUGCGUCCAGCAAACCUUACACAGCCGUUAACAAUAUAUAUUCUACUGCAAAUCCUUUCGCGUACCAAAAUGAUAACACACAAUCUCAGAGGCCAUUUAAGGCUAGUCCUUCUGAUCCAUUCAGUCAAAGGUUACCCCAUAAUCCUAUGAAUUCUGCGACUCACAUUAUUACAAAAAGCCCACCUAUAUCAGCGCUGAAAAAUAGUGAAAACCCCUUUGCAGCAUUGGCCGGAGGAUUUUAUAAUAAUGCUCCAAAACAAAAUAAUCAAAACACUAACCGCUAUCCUGCUCAGUCGUUUUAUACUAAUAACCAUAAUAGUCAUAAUAUAGUGCAUGACUCAUCUCUUUUGCCAAGUACGGUAGUCACUGGUAAACCAGUUUCAACCAUUUCACCAUAUAACAAAGCACAGAGAAGCCCAUCACAAUCAUUUAAAGGCGAAUCAAAUCGACCUGAUGCCUAUAAUAGACCUGAACAAGAAAAAUAUAAUGAUGAAGACACUUCAAAUGAAAAUGAUGACGAGGAGUCUUCAGAAGAAAGCUCUUCAGAAAAAGAUGAUGAGGAGGAAAAAAGUUACUAUAAAUUUGAUUUUCCCGAACCACCUUACGAAUUUACACAUCCCAAAAAUAAAUAUGCUGACAUUGAAAAUCCAUUUGCAAAUCCCAAUUUCGAUUUUGAUGCAUUCUUAGAAAAACUUAGGGAUGAGCAUUAUGAAGCUGUAGGUGUCACAACGCCGAAGCCAAAAGUGAAUCAAAAUGCUGCAUUAAUCGCGAGACCAUCUGAACGGCCUACCUCUGUAUCAGAAAAUUCUGGAAUAAGAUCAUCCACAUUAAAUUAUCAGGGUAUGAGUACGCCUCGACCAUUUAGCUCAAUUAAUCUCCCCAGCGCGUCUGUUGGUUCUAGUCAAAUUUAUUCAAAGGUGCCUACAACGAAACAACCUGAACAAUCACAGCAGUUGAAUUUUAGACCCCUGCUUCAUCAUCAGCAGACAGUUAGAUUAAAUAAUGACCACAACCAGGAUGUACAACAGAGCGCUGGUAUACCAUUAGACGCUGCAUUGCCUAAACUGAAACCGCCAAAUUUUAGAGAUGAACGCAUUUUACCAAUAAAUUAUAACUUUAACAAACCUAUAAAUUCGACACAGAUACCUAAUUUAAACCAAACACAGCAUAAAGGGGCAACUCAGCAAGUGUAUUCUAUAACCCAGAGGCCAUAUUUACUACAAACGGGAACAGGAGCGCCUAAGAUAUUACUUUCUACACCUAAGUUACAAUAUUUGAUAAAACAAGAAAAACCUGGUCGUCCAUAUUUUAUUUCAACUGUAAAGCCAUAUCUUGUAUCAUCAAUUAAGCCUCAUAAUGCAUAUUUAUCUUUCAAACAAUCAACAUUAAAACCAUUAACAACUUUAGCUAAUGAACAACUGGCAGCUCUUCAACAUUACUGGAACCAUCCAUCGACAGAAUUUUAUUUACAUUCAACUCCAAGACCAACAUCGUUCUCAAAUCUUCCAAAGCUUGAAAACUUAUUUGCACAAACAUUAAGACCAUCGGUGCAAUCUACAGUAAAUCAAAAUAACGCAAUUACUACCAAAGAUACAGUCACUUCUAUACCGAAACAACCAGCAAAGCGAAGACCGAUUCCCAAACCAUCUCCCGAAAUGGCCGACUAUUACUACGACGAUGAAGAUGAGCAAUAUUAUGAACCGCCAGUCAAAUCAAUUUACAUGCCCAGUUCCGAGAUAAAACCACAAAGACCACCGAUGGCUCAAAAUUAUCAAGAAUAUGAUGACACUGAGAGUUACGAAAGUGAUGAAGAUGAACGAACAGUUCAUAUUACUCCCCAACGACCAAAUUAUCGUCAACCGUCUAAUUAUAAAACAGAAUCAGCCACUAAAAACCAUAAUGAUGUUUCCGUUGUUACAAAAGCUCCUCACAAAGAGCGACAAAAGACUAAAAUACCCGUUCCGGUCAUGGUAGAUUUUGUAACGCCUGCACCAACAGUAUUGAUGCGCCCUGAAGUAUCAAACUAUGAAAUCAUUCACCAUUCACCUAGGAAUAAGACGUUCCACAUAAAAAAACCUGGACCUUUUACUGCUAGACCUCCAAAAUAUUUAAAUCAGACUACUCUAAGACCAUACACAGUUAGGCAUAGGCUGGCUAUACCCACUACCGUAAAAGAAACUACUCGAACUGAAGACAACAAGCAGAAUAGAGGCAGGAUACGACACCACAACCUGGUAGCCCAGACGAAGAUGACUACUCCUCGUGACAAUCAUAACCAGGAGACUCGAUUUACUAAGACUAGACACGAUGACAAGACAAACAGCUUGGAACCUGUUAACAACGUAACUCCAGCCACAUACACCGCCAGCCCACGUCCUAAAAUGCUGUAUAAUGGAACUCAAAAUUACUCUCCUGACCAAUUUGAUCCAUACUACGCCGUUUACGAUGAAGAUGGUGAAUUAUAUAAAGACACAGAUUAUGUUCAGCAAUAUAACACGGCCUCGCUCCGCCCUGCAGUGCAGCAAACCUACCGCGGCACCCCGCCCCCGGCCAGGAGACCUGAGCCCGUGCAGUAUACGCAGAGACCGUCCGCUGACGACUAUGAUGACACACUUAUCCAAGGACAGAUAAACAACCAGAAUCAAUACCAAGCACCGGUCCGUCAAUCAACAAGGGGCGAAGGUAACGAAUUGGGUUACGAACACCCUAGCAGUGUGAAGACGACGAUUUACGAAGCUACCUCUAUUAGCACUACUCCUACGACAAGCACUAGCACAACCACAACAUAUCGCCCUACUACUGCACCCUUCACCGAAGCAAUGACCCCGUCUAGAUACUCUCCAAGAUCAUCCACAGAUGAGAACCUUAACCUCAAUCCUAAUAAUUCCUCAGACCAAAACCCUUCUGACGGGUCCCCUAUGACAGUUCCCAUUUCAAACCCUAUAAUAAACCUUUCAUCCUUUGCUAAGCCCUUUGAAAAGACUGAUAAUACUCAUAGGUUGAAAGAAAACUUACCAUCUGAAAAACUGACCCAUAGACAUUCUCCUCGAGUGACUAACAAAAACAAUAAUAUUCCGGUGGAAGUGGUGAAAACCUCUUCUAAUGAAAAUAAAAAGGUUGUUUCCCUAACUACUGGGUUCUCGAUUAGGCGAAACCCCAAUAAUACUAAUAAUCCCUACACAUUGACAGUUCUGACCCGGCCUUUUGAUAAUUACCAUAAUAGUCGAAAGCAUAUCACGCCCGAAGAAAAAACAAAACAACAAGUAACAGAAACAAGACACGAUGAGUUAGAAAAUGUUCAAAAACCAGUAGAAUCACUCAUUGAUGAGGACAAUGUUGGAUCAUCAGAGAGUUCACUGCGUCGUUCUAGUAUUGAAGAGGAUAUACCUGUUUAUUCUAGACCCCAAAGUAGGCCAAAAACUUCAUACCAAUAUUCUAGAGAAGAUUAUGCGACACCGCCAACAACCACUACUAAAUAUUACCUCAAAACCGUUAUCAAACGACCGGCCCCAGCUCCUUUUACUUACAGCAACGACCAGAAAGAAAGCUCUACUGAAAAUACAAUUGACACGGAAGCAUUGAUUGAAACCGGACUUCGAAAUGUUAAAAAUACUCAGACUCAAUCAACUACUCCCAUAAAUAGAGAUUUGCCGGAUUGGGAACAAUACGAAACACAUAGUGAACAAUGGAAUAAACCUGUUGUUUCACCGUACAGAACCCUAAACAAUCUCAGAAACAAUGAGGAAAACAAUGAAGCAAUUGACUUUACAACCAGUACUGCUUCGACAACUAGAUAUACCACAACACAGAAAGUCAUUUUGAGUUCAACUGCUAAGCCUCAAGAAUUACUUAGUUCUAAACCUGCAUAUUAUAGUUAUAAAGUCGAUGAUGACGAAGUCUCUGAUCAAACUACCGAAGUAUUCAGUGGUAAAGUAAAAUCUGUCAUAAAAGCUUUUCUGAGCAAUUUCGGUGGAGCGUCAAGUACGGAGAGAGUAAAACAGAUAGUGAACACCGUUGCGCCUCAAGAAGAAAAAGUCGUAAACAUAGGUUUCCAAAAGAAAAUGCUGAAAUACAUAGAUGAGAAGCCUGCCCGCCAUCAUAUUCAACGUGUGCAUAUUAUAACAGAGCAACCGACUACGAGAUUUAGCCCUACAACUAUUGAUACUCCCAAUUAUACUCAAAGAGAUUUCGUAUCGACUCCUAGUCAAUCAAUUUCAAACAGAGGAACCUCCACUACAAUUACGCCUGCUUCUUCAAUUUUUGCUGAAUAUGCUGAAACUACGCCGACGCCAAUGUUGCAAACUCCAAGUAACAAUGUGUUACGCAACAUUCCCAACACAGAAUAUUCUGAUUCUAAAUUCAACAGUUUUAACAAUUAUGUAACAGAAAACACACAAAAAACUGUUAAACCACAGCCGGAAAAUUCCCGCAAAUUUCUUAAGAUUAUCGAAGAACCUUCCACAGAGUUGACAAAAAUUGACAGUACUUUCAAUAAUAACAUUGACAAUGAGGUAACAAAACUGACCAAAUCGACCGAACCAACUAAGACAACGACUGAGACAGAGCGUUACAGACAAGCUUCAGUCCUAAACGAAAUAGCUUCGACAACAAGUAGUACAAAAUCGACCACUACUUACAAAGUUGACGUGACGCCGACGAAAAAGAGUUUAUCCUUCCCCACUCGUGCCUCUCGAGUGAAUCCCGCAAUAAAGUUAGCUGCGACAAACCCGGGAGUUGGGCGCAGGAGUUACCAAUCGACGAAAUGCUCUUCAGACAACAGUCUGCAACCGAAUCCAAAAUGCAACGAAAUCAAAUACCAGAGACCCAGUCCCAGCCCAAGCCCCAGCAGUACCCGCGGUAGAGGGUCCGCUCACUACUCCACCUUGGAUCAGCCACAGUCCAACAGAGGAACCCCACCAACUCGCAGCCGCCCUACUUUAAAGCCAUCAACUGCCAUCGUGUCAAAGGCGACAGAGUUCGUGGACGUCUACACGAAUCCCCCGAGGAGACCAGCGCCUGUGUACCCGCAGCCGACUCCGGACAAGACUGCAGCUAAGUGUAGGAAGGACGUGUGCCUGCUACCUGACUGCUACUGCGGUGGAAAGGAUAUACCUGGCGACCUAGAGGUGGAGACGGUGCCCCAGAUCGUUCUUCUGACAUUCGAUGACUCCGUGAACGACCUCAACAAGGUCCUUUAUCAAGACCUCUUCGAAAAGGGUCGCGUGAACCCCAACGGUUGUCCGAUCUCAGCCACAUUUUAUGUCUCCCACGAAUGGACCGAUUACAGCCAAGUACAAAAUCUUUAUUCUGCUGGACAUGAGAUGGCUUCUCACACAAUUUCUCAUAGUUUUGGAGAGCAAUUCUCCCAAAAGAAAUGGAACAGAGAAGUGGGUGGACAGAGAGAGAUUUUAGCAGCAUACGGUGGUGUGAAAUUAGAGGAUGUCCGAGGAAUGAGAGCUCCGUUCCUCUCUGUCGGAGGAAACAAGAUGUUCAAGAUGUUGUACGAUUCUAACUUCACGUACGAUUCCUCGAUGCCUGUCUAUGAAAACAGACCACCUAGCUGGCCUUAUACUCUUGACUACAAACUGUUCCACGACUGCAUGAUCCCGCCUUGCCCUACAAAAUCAUAUCCAGGCGUCUGGGAAGUACCUAUGGUGAUGUGGCAAGAUUUGAAUGGUGGCCGUUGCUCUAUGGGUGAUGCCUGUGCUAAUCCUCCUGAAGCUGAAGGAGUCUAUAAAAUGCUUUUGAAGAACUUUGACAGACAUUACACUACAAACAGGGCACCCUUCGGUCUCUUCUACCACGCGGCGUGGUUCACGCAGCCCCACCACAAGGAGGGCUUCAUCAUGUUCCUGGACUUCAUCAACCGCAUGCAGGACGUGUGGAUCGUGACCAACUGGCAGGCGCUGCAGUGGGUGCGAGACCCCACGCCCAUCAACAGGAUCAACAACUUCCAGCCUUUCCAAUGCAACUACCAAGAUCGUCCCAAGAAGUGCAACAACCCUAAAGUGUGCAAUCUUUGGCAUAAAUCCGGCGUCCGGUACAUGAGGACGUGUCAGCCCUGUCCCGAGAUCUACCCCUGGACAGGCAAGACCGGCAUCAAAUCCUCUCGUAUCGACAACGAUAUUGAGGAAUAAACAACAAAUUACUCUAGAAUCGGUCACGCGGUCGAAACUGUCUAUUACGUUAGCCGCAGGAUUAUGAGGAUCAAAAAAUCUUAGAUCGUAUUGAAUGUCAAAACGUUAAAAUCGAACGUUAAUGAUAUGUCAAUGAAAACCUCAUAGAACAGCGGCAAUAUCUAACUUGAUCCUAAGGAUAAGACCAGUCAAUUUAUUAAACGCUACUUAAGCAAUACUGUUGUAUGCUUAAAUUGUAUAGCGGUAAGGAUCAAACUCUGUAUCUUGCAGUGAAAAUUGUUUUGUCACCAAUAGAGUGCCAUUUAGAUUUCGAUGGUCACAAAGCAAAUGUUAAUGUUAGAGUUAAACUUCUACCGCGUGCCGGAAUGUGAUUCGAUUGCAUUAGUUCAAUUUUGUUUAUCCUUCAUAACAACAACAAUCGUUGUAUUGGGAACUGUGAUAUUAAGUGUUUUCAAUCAUUUGGAGUGAAGUUAUCAACGAUUUUAUCAUAAUUAUUGUCACACUUAUUUUAUAUUGUAACAAUUUUAGUGCAAUCAUUAUUGCAAUAUUAUUUUCCUAUUUUGUGUUCGUAUGUACUAGUUAAUAAUACUGAAAUACUCUUUGAAUGACUAGAAGAGGCCUAGAUUAUAAUGUACCUUAAUUUAAAUAAGAAAGAGUGAUAAUCAAUGUUUAGUUUUCAGUAUUUGAACGACAUUCUGGUACAGAUUACCAUUUUCAUUUUUAUAUAUGAGAGCCAUAUUAAAAUUUAGAAAAUCAUAUUUUCUAAUCUUGCCAGCUUUGUGGUAGACACUGCCUUUUAAUAUAAAUUUGUAAAUAUAGAGUUAGUUUAGUCGGUACUUGUGUAUUAGCGUUCUUACACUG